Messenger RNA from Cyclocybe aegerita, 456 nucleotides. The record is from the annotation of a GenBank genome assembly. NCBI's taxonomy places the organism in Eukaryota, Fungi, Basidiomycota, Agaricomycetes, Agaricales, Hemipholiotaceae.
AUGGCCUGUUGGUCCUUUGACCGCAUUUCCCUCAACGGUGUUCUAUUUCCAUCGCCUCUUGCAGACGACGGUACGCGGGUAGCACACGUUGGGCAACUGAAGAGCGCCAAAGCGUAUCUAUGCGUAUGUGUCUAUCGUUUCGAGGAGGUGGAGCGCAUCUCUUCCUCCCUCGCCCGCGUCAGACACCCAUCCCUCGUUUUGCUCCAGAUCGCGGUGUUUCGAGGAGGUGGGCUCGUCUCUAUCAAUCUCUUCGGCUCUCAUUUGUCCCUCUAUCUAUGGAAUUUGGACCUCGAACAGGCCGCCGACAUGUUGGACCCCCUCGUCGUCCCGCGAUCUGGCAAACCGGACCACGGCUUAAAUUUUCCCGUCGAAUGGGGAGCAGUCGUCGCCGUUCCAAUAGAGGCUGAACGGCUCUGCGCAUUCGCUUCGGCGUCCACGAGCCACCCAUCCUCCUAG